Asterias rubens (European starfish) is the source of this 2185-nucleotide messenger RNA. Its product is annotated as endoplasmic reticulum-Golgi intermediate compartment protein 3-like. The transcript is spliced from 11 exons. Gene Ontology annotation, cellular component: COPII-coated ER to Golgi transport vesicle; Golgi membrane; endoplasmic reticulum membrane. Gene Ontology annotation, biological process: retrograde vesicle-mediated transport, Golgi to endoplasmic reticulum; endoplasmic reticulum to Golgi vesicle-mediated transport. The record is from RefSeq and is a predicted model, not a curated record. The coding region runs from base 87 to 1274 and encodes 395 amino acids. NCBI's taxonomy places the organism in Eukaryota, Metazoa, Echinodermata, Asteroidea, Forcipulatida, Asteriidae.
UACACACAGGCCGGCUGUUGAGGAAACACGCAACAUUGUGAUUGAAAUUCUAUCGUUAAAUUAAAUAGUACUGCACUUUUGACAUCAUGGAUACGAAGAAUGUGUUAAGUAGAUUACGCCAGUUCGAUGCAUAUCCUAAAACUUUGGAUGAUUUUAGGGUUAAGACAUUUGGUGGAGCAGCAGUUACCAUCAUCAGUGCCAUUCUAAUGACAGUGCUGUUUAUGUCAGAACUCAACUAUUACUUGACAAAAGAGGUUAUUCCAGAAUUGUUUGUCGACAACACAAGAGGAGAAAAACUCAGAAUAAAUAUGGAUAUUAUUUUUCCUAGGAUGCCUUGUGCCUUUCUUAGCCUAGAUGCAAUGGAUGUUUCGGGGGAGCAUCAACUCGACGUAGAUCUCAACAUUUACAGACAGAGGAUAAACGCUAAGGGGGAACCCAUCGAUGAUAAAGUACAGCCGGUCAAACUGGGUGAAGAAGAUCCGGACGCUGCCAAGGAACUUAUAAAGCUUGCCAAGAAGGAUGAGUUAGACCCAAAGAGAUGUGAAAGCUGUUACGGAGCAGAGUCAAAAGAACUAAAAUGUUGCAAUACGUGCGAGGAUGUGCGGGAAGCGUACAGGAAAAAGGGCUGGGCGUUUAGUACUGCCACCGAGAUCGCUCAGUGUCAACGAGAAGGCUGGAGUGAUAAGAUGGACUCACAGAAAGGAGAAGGGUGCCAGAUGUAUGGCUACCUGGAAGUUAACAAGGUUGCUGGGAAUUUUCAUUUUGCACCAGGCAAGAGUUUCCAACAGCAUCACGUCCACGUCCACGACUUGCAGCCUUUCAGCGGAGAUAAAUUCAAUAUGACACAUCACAUUAAUCAUAUGUCGUUUGGAAUGGAGUAUCCUGGUAUGGAAAACCCAUUGGACAACACUGUUGUUACAGACCGUAGAGGCUCCACCAUGUACCAGUAUUUCGUGAAGGUAGUGCCUACGACGUACAUCAACGUAAAUGGUCUGGCCACCAGGUCUAACCAGUAUUCCAUCACGAAGCAUGAGAAACAAGUCUCCAUUAUGAACCUGAGCGGGGAGCAGGGACUGCCUGGUAUCUUUGUUCUGUAUGAGCUGUCGCCGCUUAUGGUCAAAUUCACCGAAAAACACAGAUCAUUCAUGCAUUUCUUAACUGGAGUGUGUGCCAUAAUCGGAGGAGUCUUCACGGUUGCCGGUCUGAUCGAUUCUUUAAUCUACCACUCUGCAAGAGCAAUACAAAAGAAGAUUGACCUGGGCAAGGCAUUAUAACAUUGGCUGCUAGUCUGUAUGUACAUGUCGAUAUCUACCAACAUUUGAUACAACAUGCUCAAAUUGAGAUCUCAACACAAAGAAAUCUUUGUUCGUCUAGCUCCUAAAACAAACAGUUUAUUUAAGUGCCUUGCUCAGCCACUAGAGCCCAAUUUCAUGGCUCUGCUUACCGUAAGCAAAGAAUCGGCGCUUGCCGAAGCAGGUAAUUCUGCACUUACAUGAAGUGCAAUUCCCAAGUUAGCAGCGACUUUUGACUUGUGCGCACGUGCGUACUUCCUGUUACUAGGCCUUUUCACUUACAUAGCUAGCGCAGAAAUUCUGCGCUUGCACAUUAAGUUGAGAAUGGUGAUUGCAAAAUUUGGCGGUAAGCAGAGCCAUGAAAUUGGGCCCAGAACUUGAGUCUGCCCUGCACAACAUGCCAUAUCUUGUUAUGAUCAAACUUGUUUCUAUUUAUGGUGAUUGAUACAAUUUGUCACACUCAUUACCGGUGAGCUCCAAUCAUGAACACAAUAAUUUGUGUGUUUUUUUUGUUUUUUGCAAGGCUUCUUAAGUCUUUAUUUCAAAAGAUUGUGGAUAAAUUUGAUAAAGUAAACGAUUGUUUUUGUUUUGAUUUUUCUCUCUUCUGUUGUUAUAUUUUAUCUGAUACUAUUAUUACACCGAUUAUGAAACUGGAGAAUUGGAAACACUAGGUGGCAGCAGACAUACCAGGUAACUUUCCAUUUUUUUUUGCCAUACUACUGCAUAUUUGCCAAGAACAAUAGAUUCACCUGGAAGUCUGCCGCCACCUAGUGUCGCCGAAAAUCUCCAGAUUGCAUGCUGCAUGGAACAUGCGCAUGUUAGAUUUUUUUUAUGUGUAUUAAGGUUUUGCCAUCAGGGCCCAAUUUCAUAGAGCUGCUUAGCACAAAAAUUUG